AUGCUCUUCUGCUGGGGGAGCGGUUCCUCCGGCCGGCCAGGCUGGGGCAAGAAACGGGCAUGCCAGCUGGUCCCCCUCCGACGCGCUCCGCCGGAGGUUGGGGGCCAAGAGGUGGCCCGGGUGGCUUGCCGGGGGCGGCACCCGCUCCUGCCUCUCGCCGACGGGAGCCUGGCUUCUUGCGGGGACAACACCCAGGGGCAGCUGGGGAACAGGCUCCCCGCGGGACAGCGGAGACGCUACGUGCCAGAACAAAUCCAUGCCCUGGAAGCCCAGACUAUCAUCUACAUAAGCUGUGGAAAGGAACAUUCAUUGGCCGUCUGCAACCAAGGGAGGGUAUUUUCAUGGGGAGCUGGUGGUUUUGGACAGCUUGGCACUGGAAAACUAGAAGAUGUUUUCGUUCCAAAGAAAAUAAAUUCUUUAUCUAUGUACACUGUUAUACAAGUUGCUUGUGGACACUAUCACUCCAUAGCACUAACCAAAGAUGGUCGAGUUUUUUCAUGGGGACAGAACGUACAUGGUCAGCUGGGCCUUGGUAAAGAAUUUUCAUCCCAAGCUAAUCCAUGUAACAUUUCCUCUCUGGCUGGCAUCCCCUUGGCUCAGGUGGCUGCUGGUGGGGCACACAGCUUUGUCUUGUCCCAUUCUGGAAUAGUCUAUGGCUGGGGAAGGAACAAUGCACAUCAGCUGGGCUUGAGUCAGAAGACAGCAAAAGAACAGGUCUUCAAACCCUACUCAAUAGGUGCCCUGAGGAACCUUGAAGUGACUUAUGUUAGCUGUGGAGAUGAACAUACUGCUGUUCUCACCAAGAGUGGCAGUGUUUUCACAUUUGGAGAUGACAGUGCUGGACAAUUAGGACGCAACUCUUCAACUCCAAAGACUGGUCCUCAGAAAGUUGAUGAGAUUGAUGGUCCAGUUUCCCAUGUGUCAUGUGGAAGCUAUCACACUCUCUGUGUCUCUGCUUCUGGGCAACUCUGGUCUUUUGGACGUGGACCUCUGCAGCACAGGGAAAGUCCAGGAUUGGACAGCAGACAGGAGGAGAGAAAGUGUAUUGACCUCAGUGCUCUUCUGGAGCGUAAUGUAUUGUUGGGAGCCCAAGUUUUUGCUGGAACAUAUGUCAACUUUGUCAAUAUAUUUCAGGCUUCUGCAUGUAGAAACACAGCUGCCUCUUUGGAAGUCUUGCCUAGGAUCAGCCAACUGGACAGAGGACUGAUUGAGAAAUGGAAGUCAGCAGAAGUAGGAAGUAAAACACAGAAGAAUGCUAAAAGGGAGAUAGAAGCAAUCUUUUCCUCACCUCCUUGUUUAACAGCAAGCUUUUUAAAACCAAGAUCUGGUGUGUCGAUGGACUGUUAUAUCCCAGUGGAUAUGCAAGAAGCAAGAGAAGUUUUGAAGGAACUUACUGUGAGAGAUUGGAUUGCUAGUCAGAUCUCUUCUUCUCUAUUGAACCACCUACUCCCUGCUCUUCCACUGAGUUCUCCUCACCAAGAAGCUCUUGCUAUUUUUCUUCUGGUGCCUGAGUGCUCUGCUGCUUUUGAAGCCCAAAAGGUUCUGUCGUUAGCUCUGCGUUUUGCAGAAGCUAUCACAGGUCUGAACGAGUGCUCUUCCAACAUUCUAGAAAAUUAUUGGUCAUUGUUGCCAGGUCCAUUUUUAGAGCAGAUAGUUCAAAUGUUGAAGAAGGGUGUGUCAGCUAUGUUGCCUCUUUACUACACUUGUCACAAAAGCCAGAUAUGGAUUCACCUCCUCAAAGUGCUUAAAAAGCUAUAUAAGGUCAACAUGAAGGCUAAAUGCAAACUGCAAAUAAGUACCUUCUGCCUAGAUGAAAUUCCUAAAAAAAUUAGCAUCGUGGAAGAUUUAAGGAGAUGGAAGGAGUGGAUUGAAAACAAUAAUAUCAAAGAAGAAGAAAGCCUCAUCUCUUUCUGCCGCUUUCCUUUCGUCUACAAUGUACCAAGCAAGAGGGAAAUACUUUAUUAUGGGGCCUUUGUUGUACAACAGAACUUCAAAAGAAACACUCACAAUGAUUUGAUCCGCAACCUAACGCUGCAAACCAGUGAACUUCCAGAAAUACCUACCUUUCAACUGAAAGUGCGACGCCACAAUCUCAUUGAAGACACGUGGCGCAAACUGAAUAUAGUAGAGGACAUUUGCCUGAAAAAGCAACUGCUGAUUCAGUUUGAAAAUGAAAUGUCUGGUUAUGGAGGUAUGAGUAUCCUGGUGGAAUUCUUUUCACUGGUGUUUAAGGAGGUGGUGCGGCCAGACUAUGGGAUGUUUAUGUAUUGUGAACACAAUUCCCCAAUGUGGUUCCCUCCCAAGCCUUCUGUGGAGAAGAAAAAAUAUUACCUUUUUGGUAUUCUCUGUGGACUCUCCAUAGCCAACGGAGUCACGUCCUACAUACCAUUCCCACUUGCUCUCUUUAAAAAGCUGCUUAGCAAGAGACCAACUCUCAGUGAUGUGAAAGAACUAAGCCCUGUCCUAGGAAAAUGUUUGCAGGCAGUUCUUGAUUAUGAACAUGAAAAUCUUGAAGACGUUUUUCAGCUGUGUUACUCUAUUUCCUGGGACAAAAUGGAUGUAGACUUAAUUUCAAAUGGCAUUUUGACAGCUGUAAACAAUGCCAAUAAGAAAGACUUUGUCGACAAAUAUGUGGAUUACAUAUUCAACAAAUCAGUGGAAGAUGUUUUCAGAGAGUUCAAGAGAGGAUUUUACAAAGUCCUUGAUGAACAACUAGUUGACAUCUUUGAGCCUGAACAACUGAGGGAAGUGGCAAUUGGAAAUGCCAGUUAUGAUUGGCAUUUGUAUGAAGAGAAUGCUGUGUACGGUGGCAUAUACAGCCCAACGCACCCAACCAUAAAGAUGUUCUGGGAGGUUUUUCAUGAGCUGACUUUGGAGGAUAAAAAAGGUUUUCUGUCGUUUGUUGUAGGAGGUGACCGGAUCUCUGUGACAGGAAUGAAAUCCUGGAAGAUAACAAUUCACCCACAUGACUUACCUUCAGAUGAUCUUAUCCCCGAGGCCCAGACCUGUUUUCAUCUUUUGCAGCUGCCAACUUAUUCAACAAAACAAAAACUGAAAGAGAAGCUUCUGUUGGCUAUCAAGAACAAUCGGGGCUUUGGCAAAUGUUGGAGAAUAGUCUAAAACAGGAACUUGGAGAUGUCACCUUUGUAGCUCUAUCCUUCUUUUGGCCUCAGAUGUGAGGACAGAUUGUUCCAAGGAAUUUGGUCAGAUGAUUGUUCAGUGAUUUUCCUGCAUUAAAGAUGUAAUAUUUAGAAAUAAAGUGGUCAUGUACAAUAUAAAAUCAAAUAUAUAGUACUUUGAAAAUA
Molecule: messenger RNA, 3305 nt
Organism: Python bivittatus (Burmese python)
Lineage: Eukaryota; Metazoa; Chordata; Lepidosauria; Squamata; Pythonidae
Product: putative E3 ubiquitin-protein ligase HERC6
Biological process (GO): protein ubiquitination; ubiquitin-dependent protein catabolic process
Cellular component (GO): cytoplasm
Molecular function (GO): ubiquitin protein ligase activity
Source: RefSeq, a predicted model, not a curated record